Messenger RNA from Trichoderma harzianum CBS 226.95, 216 nucleotides. RefSeq lists its product as hypothetical. The annotation marks the transcript as partial. The record is from RefSeq and is a predicted model, not a curated record. Lineage: Eukaryota; Fungi; Ascomycota; Sordariomycetes; Hypocreales; Hypocreaceae. The transcript has a single exon.
GACGAGCGGUUAACAGCCGCAGAGCGAACGUUUCAAUGGUGUCGCCCGACCAUACGGAAUGAUCACUUCGACGACAAGCACCCGACAGACCAGGAAGCUUCCGCACAGCGCGGGGAAGCGCUUUUUUAUAAACAUCCAAAAUGUAGGAAUGAAACAUCUAAGCAUUUAGAUCAUUUCAGAAACCAUGUUUGGUCUGUCCACAAAGUCCUCUUGAGA